Messenger RNA from Cryptosporidium muris RN66, 3171 nucleotides. RefSeq lists its product as uncharacterized. The record is from RefSeq and is a predicted model, not a curated record. The transcript has a single exon. The coding region runs from base 1 to 3171 and encodes 1056 amino acids. Lineage: Eukaryota; Apicomplexa; Conoidasida; Eucoccidiorida; Cryptosporidiidae.
AUGUCCUUAAAGAGAAAGAGAAGAGACUCUGGUGCCUUGAGGAAGGCUGUCAGAAUUAAUCCUGAGAGCAGUUUGUUUCAUAAUAAUAUUGUAGAUGAGUGGAAUGGUGAAAUUGUGAGAGUGACUGAAUCUAUUCAGGAGACAACAAAUAAUAGAGCUCAUUAUAUUUUCAAUGGUAUAGGAAGAAGGCUCGAAACUGAACCAUAUGAAUUUUGGAAAAAUGAAGACAAGUAUUUAGACUCUAUUUUAAUAAAUUCUAAUGUUGAUGAUAGUAUUAAAACAUUAAUAAAUAAUUUAUCUGGCCUAAAAAGUGAGUUAGAAGACUCAAGAAAUAAUGAUACUAAAUCUCUUGAUCAACUCAAGAAAUAUUUAAAAAAAGUAGUUUCAAGGGUUUUGAAUGGAAGAAUAGUUAAGGAUAACAAUUAUAUAUUUCAUGAUUGGACAAUUUUUAUCCCUGUAGUUCUCUGUUCAAGCUUAAGUAAUAAGGAAAUAUCUCCUAUAUUAGAAAGAUUCCCAAAUAUUAUAAGGUAUUUAAUAAAAUCUAUACGCUCAUUUGAAAUAAAUGCAGGAAUAAUAAAUAAAGAUGAUAUAGAAACCAUUGCAAGUUAUAGGCAAGCAAUUUCACUUUAUUUGAUGACACAAAAACAGUUGAGAAAGUUGUCAAAUAGUCCUUAUAGAAAUAUUUCUGACAAUAUAAAAUCUACAUUAGAUUUAGCAGUUCUUCGAAGAAUUAAAGAAUUUAAUAUUUAUAAUGAGAGUUCAAAUUUUUUUUAUGCAUUGCCAACAAUUCCAGAAGGUAUAGAGUCAAUUAAAAAAGCUAAGGAAAUUAUAAUUGAUGAUUCUACUUUAAGAAGUUCAAAGUAUGUUUAUAUUAUAUACGGUAGACAAAUUUCAUUCAGUGAAGUUUUUGGUAUAAGUUAUAUAAAUAAUAAGUUACUAGAAAAUUUUAAAGAAUGGUUUUUAUACUUUAAGGAAAAUUUUAGAUCUUUGAAAUUAUCCAAUAAGGAAUUAUUAGAUAAUAGAAGUACUGUUAAAUAUUUGAAUUCUUCGAAAUUUGAAAAAUUUAUUGGUUAUCUUGGAUAUGGAUAUUCUUCUUUUGAUCAUUUGAAAUCAUUAAACCCGAAUCCUGAGAUUAUGUACAUAGAUUUGAUAAAUAGUUUGAGAAUCUUUUUAGCAAAAAAAAAUUUGGAGAAUUUGAAGAAUAUUGAGAAUAAAGAAGCAGAAUCAAGUUCUAAUUUUAAAUUCGAUUUAUGUCUACCUGAAUUUCCUCAAUACAAUAAUAGAGAAAUCUCUGAAAAUCCUAUUAGUAUUUUUCCUACUCUUCCAGCAAAAAAGUGUACUAAAAGAGAUAAUGUGGAUAAAUCCAAGGAACUUAUAAAUCAGGUUAAUAUAAGGGAUUAUAAAAGUUCAGUUCCUCUAGGUUUUUUUUCAAAAAUGGUAGAUAAAUUUAAUCGGGAAUUUGAAAUUAUUAUUUUAGAUAGAAGUGAAUGUUCUAUAUAUAGUAAAGGUAAAUUAUCAGAUUUUUGUGAAUAUGGAAUUUCUUGGGAAAUACCUAAAAUUAAUAAUCAAUAUAUUAGAUCUCCGACUAAUUUCCGUAUAUUCCCAAUAAGAUCAUGUAUUACUACCGUAGGAUUUACUAGGAAAUAUAAGGCAUUUCUUUAUUAUUUAAGAUGGUUCAUAGAAAAUAUUAUUGAUUUUGGUUGGAAACGUCGUCUAGCAAUUAAAAAUAGGAAAUAUGAGAAAUUAAUCAGAUCUAAAAAAGGUUAUUAUUUAACAAGUUCACAACGUGAUGCUAUUUCUAGGAUUACUAAAAUAAUAGCAAAUAGUGGAUUAUGGGAAUCAUUUAAUAAUAUCACUCCAAAUAUUUUAACUCCAAGUGAUAUGAAUGUAGUAGAUAAACAAAAUUAUUGUAAUGACGAUUUUCAAUGGGAAGAUAUUGAUGUUUCUCCUAAGGACUAUUAUGAAAUCAUAAAUUCUCACUUAAACAGUAGCCAAGACUUUAAAAAAAAAUUAUCUUCUAAAUGUCAAAAAUUAUUAGCUAAAUAUAUAUUAUAUACCUAUCCAAAAUUUCUUAUUGAUUAUUAUAGAGCUCGGAGGCUAUGGCGUCAAAAUAAUGUUACUGAAAAUUCUACUAGGAAUAAAUUAAAUGUUGCUCGUUCCUCCAAAUUACAACUUGAUAUUAUUGGGCAUAUGGGUGAAAAACAUUUGGAAGCCCAGCUUUCAGAUUUUAAUACUGCAAAUUCAAGCAAAUCUAAAGAUAAACAGAUUAUUACAGUUAAAACAGCUCAAUCCAAACAUUUAGAAAUGCUUGAAAAAAAGCAUAAAUUAUCUGAAUUUGUUGAAAUAUCUUUAUUACCUAAUUUUGAAGAACAGUUUGAUAAUAUAUUUAUGUUUAAAUUAAUAGAUUUCUUACCAAAUAAAAUAUUAAGUUCAUUUAAUUUGACAUGUCCAAGUUCAGAAAAUUCUAUUUAUUUAUGUGCAUUUGCUAAGGAACUUGCAACAUUCCUAAUUAAUAAUAAAAAGCUUGAGUUAACAUUUAAAGAUCUACUUUGGAAUAUUAUAUCUUAUAUAAAUUGGAUGAUAUUUCUUUUACCACAGAAUAAAAAGUCAUUUGGAGGUCCAAGAGGUGUUCAAAAGUGUCUAAAUCAAAUUAUUGAAAAUUUGAUGUCUAAAGAUAAAAAAUAUCAAUGUCAUUCUCAAGAUAUCUCUAUUCAAUUUUGUCAGUGGGCUAUUGAUACAGUGAUGAUAAGUCAGCACUUAGAAAGUAAUCAAUAUAAGUAUAUAAUUCCUCCAUCGGGUGAAGGAAGACUUAUGAUAACAAUUAUAUGGUUAGCAAACUAUGUAAAGUCUUAUUCUAUUAAUCCAGGUAUAAACACAAAGUGUGAAGAAGGGAUUCCAAUGUAUUAUCCUGAACCAAUUCCUAUUGAAUUUUCUAGUAUGCUUAAAAGUGAUCUUCAGGGUAAGUAUGAUGCUAAAUUUAGAGUUUGGUCAUAUCAAGUUGGAUUUCGUCCAGUAGAUAAAUCUAAGAAGCAAUCUUUGGAAUCUAACAACUUUGGAAACCCUUUUAAUUCCACAAAUUUAAUUCUCUGUGAAAAUCCAAUAAAGAAGGCACCUGAAAUAGCAUUACCAGAAACAAUGCAGGAUUUAGAAAAAAUUAUUAAGAGACGUUAA